Molecule: messenger RNA, 1074 nt
Organism: Psilocybe cubensis
Lineage: Eukaryota; Fungi; Basidiomycota; Agaricomycetes; Agaricales; Agrocybaceae
Exons: 6
Coding region: 1-1074 (357 amino acids)
Biological process (GO): ribosome biogenesis
Cellular component (GO): ribonucleoprotein complex
Source: RefSeq, a predicted model, not a curated record
AUGAACGGUCCCGUAUAUGCUCGCGGAGCCGAAAUAAUUUGGAUCGGAGAUUUAAAAGCAACGUCAAAUCUUCUGUGGCUCCCACAGUGCUGCUCAUCGACAACGCCGCCCUCCUCAAGCACAAAAGAUCAAAAUGGUAAGCCCAACGUCUGUCGCAUCGAGGAGCUCGACCAGCUACGGUUCAUCUGUCGAAAGAACGUCAUGAAGGAAUGCAUUCUAGAGAUGGAUGCUUGUAAUCGCAGAAUCGUAUCAGCUAUGAAACCUCCCAAAGCCAAAACCGGAACCGGCAAGAAGCCUGCUGCUGCCCCCUUCGGAGCCAGCAAGUCCACCAAGGCUAAGAAGAACCCUCUCUUUGAGGCUAAGCCCCGCAACUUUGGUAUUGGUCAGGACAUCCGCCCCCAGACUGAUCUCACCCGCUUCGUGAAGUGGCCCGAGUAUGUCCGCCUUCAGCGCCAGAAGGUUAUCCUCCACCAGCGCCUGAAGGUCCCCCCUGCCAUUGCGCAGUUCUCCCACACCCUCGACAAGAACACUGCCACCCAGUUGUUCAAGCUCCUCAACAAGUACCGCCCCGAGUCCAAGCAGGAGAAGAAGGCUCGUCUGUUGGCUGCCGCUUCCGCUGCUGCUGCGGACAAGGACAAGGAUGCUAAGGACUCCAAGAAGCCCCUCUAUGUCAAGUAUGGUCUCAACCACAUUGUUGCCCUCAUUGAAGCCAAGAAGGCCGCUCUCGUCGUCAUUGCCCACGAUGUUGACCCCAUUGAGCUUGUUGUCUUCCUCCCUGCUCUCUGCCGCAAGAUGGGUGUCCCCUAUGUCAUCGUCAAGGGCAAAGCCCGGCUCGGCACAGUAGUCCACAAAAAGACCUCCGCAGUUGUUGCCAUCCAAGAGGUCAAGAGCGAGGACCAGCGUGAGCUCGCUACCCUCGUCAGCGCCGCCAAGGCCAACUUUACCGACAAGUACGACGAGCAGCGCCGUCAAUGGGGUGGAGGUGUCCGUGGCAACAAGUCCACUCAGAUGCUCCGCAAGCGUGCCAAGGCCGCUGGCCAGACUAUCACUGCUGCCACCGCUGGCAAGCUCUAA